This is a messenger RNA of Populus euphratica (Euphrates poplar), 2255 nucleotides long. Its product is annotated as dihydroxy-acid dehydratase, chloroplastic-like. Gene Ontology annotation, biological process: branched-chain amino acid biosynthetic process. Gene Ontology annotation, molecular function: dihydroxy-acid dehydratase activity. Bases 97 to 1914 code for a protein of 605 amino acids. The record is from RefSeq and is a predicted model, not a curated record. Gene Ontology annotation, cellular component: chloroplast stroma. NCBI's taxonomy places the organism in Eukaryota, Viridiplantae, Streptophyta, Magnoliopsida, Malpighiales, Salicaceae. The transcript is spliced from 14 exons.
UCAAACCGCAUCGCAAUAUUACCACAUUAGCUAGGGCUCUCCCUCCUCGUCAUUUAAACAGCUACUCUUUUUACCUCUCCCCCUCCACGCACCACCAUGCAAUCCACCUUCGUUUGCCGACGCGCCACCCCUCUAAAACCCAAAACCCCAUUCCGCACCCGCCUCCCUCCCUCUUCUCUUCUCGUCAAAGCCCAGUCUGUUGCCGUAGAACCGUCACAGGCAACAAGCACAGCAGCACAAAAGCUAAACAAGUACAGUUCCCGCAUUACCGAACCCAAAUCUCAAGGUGGGUCUCAAGCGAUCCUUCAUGGGGUUGGUUUAUCGGAUGAUGACAUGUCUAAGCCUCAGAUAGGUAUCUCUUCAGUUUGGUAUGAAGGGAAUACUUGUAACAUGCACUUGCUGAAGCUAUCAGAGGCUGUUAAAAUAGGGGUCGAGGAGGCAGGAAUGGUUGGUUUCAGGUUCAAUACAAUUGGUGUCAGUGAUGCUAUUUCAAUGGGGACUAGAGGGAUGUGCUAUAGCUUGCAAAGUAGAGACUUGAUUGCUGAUAGUAUUGAGACUGUUAUGAGUGCUCAAUGGUACGAUGGCAACAUCUCCAUUCCCGGCUGUGAUAAAAAUAUGCCCGGUACAAUCAUGGCAAUGGGGAGGCUGAAUCGACCUAGCAUCAUGGUUUAUGGUGGAACUAUCAAGCCUGGUCAUUUCAACGGUCAUACUUAUGAUAUAAUAUCUGCAUUUCAGGUUUAUGGAGAGUAUGUUAGUGGAUCUAUUAGUGAUGAUGAAAGAAAAAAUGUAGUUCAUAAUUCAUGCCCUGGAGCAGGGGCAUGUGGUGGAAUGUAUACAGCUAACACAAUGGCUUCUGCUAUUGAAGCCUUGGGAAUGUCUCUUCCCUACAGCUCUUCAAUACCUGCUGAAAACCAAUUGAAGUUGGAUGAGUGCCGUUUAGCUGGAAAAUAUCUGCUAGAACUAUUAAAGAUGGACUUGAAACCACGAGACAUUAUCACUCGCAAGUCACUACGUAAUGCAAUGGUUAUUGUCAUGGCACUAGGUGGCUCUACUAAUGCCGUGUUACACUUAAUUGCAAUUGCAAGGUCUGUUGGGUUGGAGUUAACCCUCGAUGAUUUUCAGAAGGUCAGUGAUGAGGUUCCAUUCCUUGCAGAUCUGAAACCUAGUGGCAAAUAUGUUAUGGAGGAUGUGCAUAAGAUUGGGGGAACACCUGCUGUCCUUCGCUACCUUUUGGAGCAUGGUUUUCUGGACGGUGACUGUUUGACUGUCACUGGGAAGACAUUGGCUGAAAAUGUUCAAAAUUGUCCACCAUUGUCGGAGGGGCAGGAGAUAAUAAGAUCAUUGGAAAACCCAAUUAAGCAAACAGGUCACCUCCAAAUAUUACGUGGAAAUCUUGCACCAGAGGGUUCUGUAGCUAAAAUUACUGGAAAAGAAGGGUUAUAUUUCUCUGGUCCUGCACUUGUAUUUGAGGGAGAGGAAUCUAUGAUUGCAGCUAUCUCUGAGGAUCCCAUGAGUUUUAAGGGAAAAGUAGUAGUUAUUAGAGGAGAGGGACCAAAAGGAGGACCGGGCAUGCCUGAAAUGCUAACACCAACAAGUGCUAUAAUGGGAGCAGGGCUUGGAAAGGACUGUGCAUUGUUGACUGAUGGUAGAUUUUCUGGAGGUUCACAUGGAUUUGUUGCUGGUCACAUAUGCCCUGAAGCACAGGAAGGUGGUCCAAUUGGUCUCAUUAGAAAUGGAGAUGUCAUUAAUGUUGAUAUCAGGGAGAGGAGAAUAGAUGUUCAGUUAACGGAUUCUGAAUUGGAAGAACGACGGAAAAAUUGGACUCCACCUCCAUACAAGGCCACUCGAGGAGUUUUAUACAAGUACAUCAAGAACGUGCAAUCUGCUUCAGAGGGAUGUGUAACAGAUGAAUAGUGGGGAAGACAUAAUUCUGAAGACUAUAGAGUGUGACAGAAGUCCAAGUAUCUGCAUGCCACACUGCUAUAUUGGGUGGCCUGUUGCGGCUCAUUAGUAUACCUAUUCGGCCCGCUCACCCGCAAUGCCCUUUCUUGAUGCAAGGACAUUGUAUUAAUGAAAAUUCUUGCAGGGUAGUGAAAUUUUCCUUCGUUUAUGUCUUCCUUUCCCUUCUCUCUUUUCUAGUCUUCUUGUAAUCUUUCCCUGGUACAUUUCUGCAACUGAUGCAUUUAGAAUUGUAUGGAUUUGGGGUUGAAUAACAGCAGACUUUCUGUUAAUAAAACAUGAGCUCUUAUUAUGUC